UACACAGUGCCGGAGUAUUUACUGUUGCGGCAGCACGUGCAUAUAACCUCUUGUUGGUCGUAAUGUCCGAACAGUUGGUCAGUGUUGGUCGAUGUUGUUGCGCCACUGUCAACCUGGUGACGCAUUGAAUACGACAGAUUGUAUAUUACGGCACGUGAAUGACUGGCCAUUCAUGCGCGCGGAUUAACGUUAAUUGGCACCGGCGUUGCGAACAACAUGCUCCCGGGGUGUAAACACGCAGACCUGACAUCAUCCGUCCAAUACACUCCAAGUCCACCACUGGUCGGGGUGCGUUCGUACCACGCAACUCUGUUACAGGAGUAGUUGGGGUGCGUUCGUACAUAUGUACCACGCAACAAUUUGCCUUAGUGUUUUAGGUACGUUCGUCAGUGAAUGGACCCGCGUUCUGCUAUCCGACACUCGAUACAUUCCUGGAUUGUGAUAAUCGUGUAGUCUCAUGCUACAUCACGGAUUAAACAUGGCAAAAUGUAAUUCAGUGUUCAGAAGCGUCACGAUAGCAGGAUAUGCGUUGUGGUGAUUAAGAAGUGUUUCAUCUCGAUACUUAACAUCCAUUGGAUUCUGCUCUCUAGAUACUAACACCGCAGAUUUCAUUUGGAUACAUGAUAGCAAAAUCGCCGAAUUGCCUGAGUCUCCACAGCGACCGCCGCCAUGUUGUGAUCUCGACCAAUCUACGUUAAAACCAUGAUUUCCGAAGACCAUGACAAGCGAUGAAAGCGCCAAAGCGUUUGAAGCUAUCCUCACUCGUACACGUCCGUUCGGAUUCUAUCAGAAACGUCUCUUUUUGCUUACUACAUUGUUACAGUCCCUAUGCUGGAUGAUCCUGAUGUACCUCAACUUCCUCAAGAAACAUUCGUGGGAGGAACAACCAUGUUUGAAGUCGGUGAUAAAAGACAUAGUUUCUGUUGGAAACUUUACCAAUAGUACCGAGUCGCCUCUAGUACAGACGACAGCCAUCUAUACACGAGAAUGCGAGGAGUCAUUCAACGUCACAUCACAAGUCAGAUGGACGUUACCAAAGUGGCUGACGUGGGGACCAGACGCCAUCCUCUAUGAGUACGUUUGGUAUGGACAGAAUGGAGGUAUUAUUGCCGGCGCCUUCGUUGGAGGAUUUUUUGGCGACCUUGUCGGUCGGAAGGUCAUCUCAUUCUUAAUGUUCGCGUGCAUGUCUAUGGCACAGGGUAUGGUGGCCCUGUCCGAGGACUGGCUCAACUUUCUCCUGUUCCGAAGUCUCGUAGGACUGUUCGCUGGCGGUUUCGCGGUGACCAGUAUGGUGCUGACCGUGGAACACGUAGGUCGGAACUGGCGUGAUGUUUGUGUAUGUUCCUGUCUGUGGACUCUCGGCAUCAUACUUCUAUCAUUCGAGGGCUGGCUCACACAGAACUGGCGCUACCUCGCCAUCGCCACCUCCGCCACAAGCCUUCCAUUCAUUGGUACAUAUUUUAUAUUUCCAGAAAGUUUCCGAUGGUACGGAUGUCGGGAAAGAUUUGCAGAAUCCGAAGCUGGUAUCAGAGAAAUAACGUCCGCAAAUACUACAUCUGUACCGGAUGUGACGUCACUGUGUGAUCGAGCUAGACUCGCCGUCCUUAAUUCUAUGCACAAGAGAACUCACACCUUCUCGGACUUAUUCCGUACCAGGAAAUCUUGUAGAUACACUGUUGCUGCAAUCGUGUGCUGGUCAGUGAGCUGCGCCGUUUACCGGUGUUUACUGGAGCGGAUGGAUAGCCUCACGGGAAAUGAUUACAUCGACAUCUGUAUCACAUACACCAUCGAUCUCCCCAUUGUCUUCUCCGCCAUUAUCAUCAACAAAUGUAUCGGCCGUCGCUGGUGCCUGUUCCUGUACGGGACGUCAUCAGGGUUCGCCCUUAUGUGUAUCAUUGUCCUGCACAUAACCAACAACCUGGACAAGGACGAGCAGAUGGUCACCAGCAUAUCCGUGUUCGGCAAACUAGGGGUGACUGCUUCAAUAGCACUCACCGGUCUCGUCACCAUCGAAACCUACCCAACCGCAAUCAGGUGUAUGGGGACGUCUGUUGGGAUCAUGUCGGGCGUGGUUGGCUGUGCUGUUGGUAGACAGAUCCUCUCAGUCGCCUCUAAAAACUUUCACUAUACUUUGCCUUACAUUGGGUAUGGAGUACUGAUGACGAUAGUAGGAUUCUCCGGACUUCUCUUCUCGGAGACGCUGGAUCGACCUCUACCGGACUUACUCCCCAGUCGACACCGCCUUAUCGGCAUAAAGGAAGUGAGUGUGUCCACACAGGCAUGGGGAGGCGCAAGAUGAGAGAGUAAAGGUGAUCGACAAGAUCGAUUGGGAAAAUUUACAGAUGUCCAUGGACAGUUGGGUCUCCGUACGGGAGCAGGCUAGCCAGACCUAGGAGUUUUUACGUGGACCAGAAUGCUCACUGGAGCAGACGUGAGGUUAUAUUUUGGCGGCAGCUGGAAAAUUUUGAAGUUCUCGUUCUCGCGUUGAAGCGGUUGAUAUCUUCAAGUUUCAAGCGUCCGUGAUGUGUAAAUAAUUGAACGUGAGCUGCGUCUCGACGCACGUGCAAACAUCACAAUGUGACGUUGUCGUGGUUCGAGUUACCUUUAGUGUAGAUGGCGUGUGUGUCGGGUUGGACGUCAUCGGGAUUAGAUUAUAUCUACACGAGUACCUUGUAUAAAUCCUGUAUAUCAUCACCACAAAAUAAUAGCAAUAAAUUCGUUU
Mizuhopecten yessoensis (Yesso scallop) is the source of this 2722-nucleotide messenger RNA. RefSeq names its product solute carrier family 22 member 4-like. Gene Ontology annotation, biological process: transmembrane transport. Gene Ontology annotation, cellular component: membrane. NCBI's taxonomy places the organism in Eukaryota, Metazoa, Mollusca, Bivalvia, Pectinida, Pectinidae. The transcript has 10 exons. Bases 719 to 2299 code for a protein of 526 amino acids. Gene Ontology annotation, molecular function: transmembrane transporter activity. The record is from RefSeq and is a predicted model, not a curated record.